AAUGUUUGAUAAAGUUGGUACUAUGGCAUCCUAAAUUCAAUUAGAAAAUCCUGAAUUUAAUAGAGGUGCUUCUAAAAGUUUGUAUUAAGUUCAAAAAAAAAAUAAAAAAUGCUGCUGA
Messenger RNA from Paramecium sonneborni, 118 nucleotides. The record is from the annotation of a GenBank genome assembly. Lineage: Eukaryota; Ciliophora; Oligohymenophorea; Peniculida; Parameciidae.